AUGACGGACUUAGGUCGAAUGAGCUUCUUUCUUGGUCUGGAAGUUCGACAAGAAGAAACUGGAAUUUUUGUCUCACAAGAAAAAUAUGCAAAGGACAUUCUGAAGAGGUUCAAAAUGGAAGGUUGCAAUCCAAUCUCGACACCAAUGGAGCCAGGAGCCAAUCUUUCAAAAUUUGAUGGGGGGGAACGUGUCGAAGCAAACAAAUUUCGAAGCUUGGUCGGAAGUCUUCGAUAUCUCACAUGUACUAGACCAGAUCUUUCUCUAAGUGUCGGAAUCUUGAGUCGAUUUAUGGAAGAACCAGUUCACUCACACUGGAAAGCUUUGAAGAGAACUCUUCGUUAUAUCCAAGGAACUGUGUCACUUGGAAUGUUUUACUCAAAAUCAGAAGAUUACAAGCUAACAGGUUACUCCGACAGCGAUUGCUGUGGAGAUAUAGACGAUCGAAAAAGUACAUCAGGAUAUGUAUUCUUUAUGGGAAACACUGCUUUCACAUGGCUCUCAAGGAAGCAACCAAUUGUAACACUGUCAACAUGCAAAGCAGAAUACGUGGCUGUAUCAUGGUGUGUAUGCCAUGCUAUAUGGCUUAGAAGAUUGUUAUGUGAGUUAGAGCAGAAAUUAAUUGACGACAAUACAGCCAUUAUGAAUGAUCCUAUUAUGUGGAGGAAAUCUGUCUCAAAAAGAGCCCGAUUUCGUAGGUUUUACAUUCUGAAACAUAAAAAAUUCAAGCGAAUAAAGGAUUAUCAUCCAACUACACCAUUCACCGUUAGACAACCACUUUUAGAACUUACCUUAGACCAUUCAAAUGUCAGCAAUGAUAAUGUUAUCACUCAUACCGGCCCCUCUCAAUAUAAACAUGCGGAACCGAAAAUGCAGUGUAAUAUGGGUACAAAUCUACUCUCAAAGUUCUCAACUGUUGCAACGGCUCAAGAUAUUGAAAACCAAGCCCCAUCUUUGCCCCAAGAUAAUGUCUUUGAUUCACGUGAUCCAACAAAUAUGCUUUCCCCUACACUGCUUGACACAACACAAGCAUAUUUAACCCCAACUCAAUCACUCAAACAUGGAAGGGGUCGCCCUAAAAAGGUUCUUGGAUUCCCAGAUAGAGCCUACAACCUAUUGCGAAACGAUCAAGCUCAAUUCACCACACCAAAGUUGUCAAUGGAGAAUCAACUUUCCAUUUCUCCUAGAAUGGUAGAACACCAUUAUCCAUCCUAUCAUUCUGGAUCAACUUCACAAAUUACAACAACCCCCGAGGCAACCAAUGUAUUUAAACCAACCGUUAACUUGGAUUACGAAAGUGGUGACGAUGAUGAUUCUGACUAUGAUCCUUGGUUUAGAAGGGUGUUACAAUCCUUUCUUAGGUAUUUAUGGCUACUUAUACCUUUCAUCCCUACUCAUUGCUUCUUAGUUAUAUAUGUUACGUUUAAUUUCGAUGAUGGCGUGCCAGAUUCAUCAGACGACGAAAGCCUCAAAGACGACUACUUUUGUCCACCAUUUUCAACUGCUAACCAACCUGAAUGCAACACUGAAGAGUAUGACGAUUUGGGUGAUGCAUUAAUUGAGUGUAGACAUUGCAAUGCUUUAAUGUGGUACCAAGAAAGGAAGGACAAACACAAACAUUCUGCAAACCCCAAAUACACCUUGUGUUAUGGAAAUGGCAAGAUAGAACUUCCAUUCUUAAAACAACCUCCACUACUUUUAGCACACCUACUCUUUGAUAAACAUUCCAAAGAUGCUAGAAGUUUUCAGUCACAAUUGCGAACAUACAACAUGAUGUUUGCAUUUACUUCUGGUGCCAAGAUAGACAACAAAUUCAACAAUGGUCGUGGCCCACCAACGAUACGCAUCCAAGGUCAAUUUUGCCACCAAAUAGGGAGUUUAUUGCCACCCGAAGGACAAUGGCCAAAAUUUGCUCAGCUCUAUAUUUAUGACACGAAGAAUGAAGUUACAAAUAGAAUGGAAGGCCUACGUAACAAAGACAAGAUUGAUGAAGAUAUUGUAAAAAGACUUUGUGACAUGUUGUAUACACAUAACGUACAUGCCAAAAGUUUCUUAAUGGAAAGACAGAGACUUAAUCAGGGAAAUGUUCACAAUUUGAAACUCCGAUUAAUAGAAAAUAGAACAACAGAUGGAAGAGUGUACAACCAACCAACGGUUUCUGAGGUGGCUGCUUUAAUCGUUGGGGACAUUGACACAGCUGAAGAAAGAGACAUCAUUAUGCAAAAACAGGGUGGGAAACUUAAACGCAUUGAUGAGUUUCAUGCAAGCUAUCUUGCUUUCCAUUAUCCAUUGAUCUUUCCAUAUGGAGAAGAUGGUUAUAGACCAAAUGUUGCCCACAGAGAUCUUGACAUAUUUGAUGAUAAUCCAAGAUAUAGAUUGACAAUUCGAGAAUGGCUUGCAUUUCGGAUUCAAACUCGGUUAGCAGAGGGUAAAACUCUUUUGGCGUCACGGAGAUUGUUCCAGCAAUUUUGGGUUGAUGGGUACACGAUGCUUGAAGGGGAGAGGUUGAAAUGGCUCAGAAACAACCAAUCUAAACUUAGAGUGUCAAAGUAUAACAAUCUCAAUCCAGAAGGAGAUGAAACUCAAACACCAGGGUCAAGUACCGGUAAAAGAGUUAUCUUACCCUCAACAUAUGUAGGUAGUCAAAGAUUUAUGGAUCAGCUGUACUAUGACGGAAUGGCUAUUUGCAGUAAGGUGGGAUUUCCUGACCUAUUUAUUACAUUCACAUGCAACCCUAAUUGGCCAGAAAUUCAAAGAGCUUUGAAUCCACUCAACUUGAAACCACAUGAUAGACUUGACAUCAUUUCUAGGCUUUUCAAAAUGAAGUUUGAUAGCCUUUUGUCUGACGUCACAAAGAAAGGGUUCUUAGGCAAAGUCCUUGCUUAUAUGUACACAAUAGAAUUUCAAAAGCGAGUAUUGCCACAUGCACACAUUCUUAUUUUCUUGCAUCCAUCAAAUAAAUAUCCGACACUAGACGAUAUAGAUAAAAUUAUUUCAGCCGAGGUUCCAGACCCAUUGAAACAACCAAGGUUAUAA
Molecule: messenger RNA, 3033 nt
Organism: Vicia villosa (hairy vetch)
Lineage: Eukaryota; Viridiplantae; Streptophyta; Magnoliopsida; Fabales; Fabaceae
Exons: 9
Coding region: 1-3033 (1010 amino acids)
Source: RefSeq, a predicted model, not a curated record